Molecule: messenger RNA, 1782 nt
Organism: Hibiscus syriacus
Lineage: Eukaryota; Viridiplantae; Streptophyta; Magnoliopsida; Malvales; Malvaceae
Product: L-ascorbate oxidase homolog
Exons: 9
Coding region: 85-1716 (543 amino acids)
Molecular function (GO): copper ion binding; oxidoreductase activity
Source: RefSeq, a predicted model, not a curated record
UAUCAUUCACCGCCUCCCCUUUUAAAAGUCUCUUUAACAUUCACUAUACAGGCAUAGCAAAAGGGUUGUUUUGGUACUUCCAAAAUGAAGCUUCGCAUGGCGGUGGCAUUGCUUUGUGCAACAUCUGCUGCUUUUUUUGCCAUUGCCGGUGCCGACUCUCCCUACAAAUUCUUCGACUGGAAUGUUACUUUCGGUGACAUUUAUCCCCUUGGAGUUCGUCAAACGGGUAUUCUCAUCAAUGGCCAGUUCCCAGGCCCUGAUGUUCACUCGGUUACCAAUGACAAUCUCAUUAUCAACGUUCACAACAGUUUAAACGAUCAUUUCCUCAUUUCCUGGAGUGGAAUCCAAAAUAGGAGGAAUUCAUAUGAAGAUGGUGUUUAUGGAACAACUUGUCCUAUUCCACCAGGAAAGAACUUCACAUACAUUCUUCAGGUCAAGGAUCAAAUAGGAAGCUUCUUUUAUUUCCCUUCUCUUGCAUUCCACAAGGCUGCUGGCGGUUUCGGAGGGAUCAGGAUCCUUAGCCGACCUCGGAUUCCGGUUCCCUACCCAGAACCCGACGGGGAUUACACUGUUCUUAUUGGAGAUUGGUUCAAGUCCAAUCACACGAAUUUGAAAGCUCGUCUCGAUCGUGGUAAGAAGUUGCCUUUCCCUGAUGGAAUCCUUAUAAACGGCCGAGGACCUGGUGUUAAUAAUGUUCUGCGCCAUUUUAUUCCAGGGAAAACCUACAGACUUCGGAUAUCGAAUGUUGGAUUGCAGAAUUCACUCAAUUUCCGCAUCCAAAACCACAGGUUGAAGUUGGUAGAAGUAGAGGGGACACACACUUUGCAAACUACCUACUCUUCAAUAGACCUUCACCUCGGCCAAUCAUGUUCGGUUUUAUUUACAGCUGAUCAACCUGCAAAAGACUAUUACAUUGCAUUCUCCACUCGCUUUACCAGCCGGGUCCUCACCUCAACAGCGAUUCUCCGAUAUAGCAACUCCGCCGGCCCUGUAUCUGGUCCUCCUGGUGGACCAACCAUCCAAAUCGACUGGUCUUUGAACCAGGCUCGCUCUAUCAGGAAAAACCUUACAGCAAGUGGACCAAGGCCUAACCCACAGGGCUCAUAUCACUAUGGUCUCAUUAACACAACAAGAACCAUCAUUCUUUCGAAUUCUGCCGGGCAAGUUAACGGCAAGCAAAGAUACGCUGUUAACAGUGUUUCAUUUGUUCCAGCUGACACACCGCUGAAACUUGCCGAUUAUUUCAAAAUCGGAGGAGUUUAUCGUGUUGGAAGCAUAUCGGAUAAGCCUCAUGGAGGAAAGAUAUACCUUGAUACUUCAGUAAUGCAGGCCGACUACAGGGCUUUCAUCGAGAUAGUGUUUCAGAAUAAUGAGAACAUUGUACAGAGUUGGCAUCUCGAUGGCUACAAUUUCUUUGUGGUUGGCAUGGAUGGAGGGCAAUGGACAGCAGCUAGUAGGAGGGGAUACAAUCUCCGCGACGCUGUUUCACGAUGUACGACUCAGGUGUAUCCCAAGUCAUGGACUGCCGUUUAUGUGGCACUUGACAACGUGGGAAUGUGGAACUUAAGGUCGGAGUUUUGGGCAAGACAGUAUCUGGGACAACAGUUUUAUUUACGUGUAUACACUACAUCGACUUCGUUAAGGGAUGGAUACCUGAUCCCGAAGAAUGCACUGCUCUGCGGUAGGGCUCGCGGCCGACGCACGCGGCCUUUCUAAGUGGAGCAUAGAAUAAAAUAUCCAGAUUUGGGUAGAGAAAGCUCCCCAGCUCUUGAAUUGCUGAGU